AUGAAUACACCCUGUAGUUUAGAACAUUGUCAUACAAAUUUGUUUGCUUUGCAAAGUUUAAAUGAUAUGAAAUGGAAAUGUUUUCGUCGAUCAGUGAAUUAUCGUUUAGAAACUAAUCAGUUAGGUCGAAUAGACAAUUAUAAAGAUCCAGUUUUAGUUGCAUACUGGCAUGCACUGCGUUCUGAUAUUUUAUGUUCAUGGAGGCGUGUACCGACUAAUGAUGGGCAAAAAACGGAAAGAGAACUUUGGCUAUUCGGUAUCAAUGAAGAUCUACCUUCAGAUUUACUUAAUUUAAAGCCAAUCAAUGAAGCGCAUGGGUCAUGGAAUGAAAGCGUGAUGUUAUACGAUUGUAGAUCAAUGUUAUUUAAAGCUUUACAUAAUAUGAUUGAAAAAUAUUUACUGUCGAAAGGUUUUGCUCGAUUGAAUAAAUGGUUUGUUUUACCAGUUAAUGAUCAUUCCGAUGUGAAAGUGCCGAAUUGCUCUUUUAAUUUCAAUUUUUUUCUACACGGUGAUAAUAAAGUAUGCGCUAGUGUGGACGUACAACGUCAUCAACAUAUAUUUAAUCUUACAACUAAAGAUUUGGAACGAACUUCAUCAUCAAAUGUUAUUUUGGCACCGUACGGUAUCAAUGGAAUGCUUAUUGGCCCUGUCAAUAGAGACAUAGAUAUUAAUUGUUUACGUGAGAAUUGGGAAAAAAGCUAUCCGAUUCGACAUUUAGAUGGUUUGCCUGAUUUUGUUGAAGUUACCACAGGUAAUGCUCGAAUGUUCUAUCCAACCUGUUAUGUAUAUAAAGUUGGUUCAAAUGAGGAGUCGCCUCCAAAUAAUGAAAGUGCUUCAACAAACAAAAAGCCGAAUUCAUCCACAUCGAAAAAACCAACACCCACAACAGCAACAAAUGCACCUUUAGAUGCAACUGCAAAUAAAAAUAAAUUUGAUAGUUCAUUUAUAAAAAAGUUUGCUAAUAAUUUAUUAGUAACUGCACAACGAAAUAAUUGUACUGAUCUCGAAAAAAAACAAGACAAUAAGCAUAAUGAUACAUGUUCAGCUAUUGGUGAUCCAGCGAAUCCUCAUUUAUGUCGAUGUAAUCAAACUUUGCCGAACAAUAAUCCUUCGUCGCCAUUUGUUCCAUUUCAUCGUCGUACUCGUGCAACUCCGUCUAAUAACGGCGAAUCAUCUAUGCGAACGAAAACAGACCCUGUUAAAUCUGAAAAUACUUCAGAGUUCAUCGAAAAUCAUGAUAAUCAAGUAGAAACCAUUGUAUCAUCAACCAUAACAACUAAUAACCAACCAACAACAAAUGAAAAACCAGUCGAUUGGAUCGCAACUACACCGAAUAGUGUCGGUGUCACCGGUUCAUCACCAGUGCUUGCUCCAAUUACGAAUCUAAGUUCUACUACAACGAGUUCUCCUGCACCGAAUCCACCGGCAACACGUGGCAUUAAACGUUCAGCGGCGAAAGCAUUCGACGAAACGUUUAUUGAAGAUGAUGAACCAGAACAUCAAAAGCAAACAUAUGAUUUUUUUCGAACUGACUCAUUUUUACAAUUACCUUUAAAACGUUUUCGAACCGAUGAUCGAUCGAAUCUGAAUGAAUUUGAAUCAACAAUAACAACUUCUGAACAUGUUUAUCAACAUGGCCAACCUACUCCUCCUAGUCCUAGUCAAAUAUCACUUCGUGCUAGUUAUGAUUUUGAUGAAAACGAAGAUUCGACAUAUCGAACAAACAAUUCAUUGUCGACAUCCUAUAAUAAUCGUUCGAAUCAAUCAUCAUUUUUUAUAACAGAUGGUCCAUCGAUGGCUGACCUUGAAACAAUUAUUGAUUCACAAGAUACAACAGAUAAUAGAAAUACGACGAUGCAUUUGCAUACUACUUCUGAUAAUAAUGUUAAAUCACCAAGUCGAAAAGAAAAUAUUCUUCCACCACCACCUCCUAUUCCAAGUAUAUUUAUCAAUAAUAGCAAUAUGUAUCAUUUUAAUAAAUCAUUUAAUGGAGUUCUCCAUGAGAUGGAACAGAUCUACAAUACGCCACCGGGAUCAUCGUCAUCGGAAAAACUUCAAGCGCUGCAUUCUCCGUAUGGCAUCAUGAUUGACACUUCGAUUCAUGGAGUAAAUACACUUGAUGCAUUGAAUCAUUUUAGUCAACAAUCUAUUCUUGUUCCAUUCGAAUCAAAUUCUGUUGCGGAGCAAUCAGCUUACUAUCCCAUUAGUAAACUUUCAGUAAAAAACUUUCCUAAACGCUAUGAACCAUCGAAAUCUUUAUCUCUAACAUCAUUAACUUACCAUAGACCUUUUCGAAACUGGAAACAUGUGAUUCCCACCAACGAUGUGUCGUCGAGUCCAUUUAAUAAUCAACAAAUUCUUCGACAACAAGCUACACCACGUUCAUUGGCAACGCCAUCCUCUAAUCUCUAUUCUCCUAUGCGUUCCAAUGAUAUACAAUUAUCCCCGUAUCCAAAUCGAUCUAUUAGUAGCGUUCAAACAAUCAAUAGUCCAAUGGGAACGAUCCCAUCAACAGUGCCCGAAAUUGAUUCUUUCAUAUUUAAUGUUUUACUUAAUGAUAGCAUUUUAAAUAUACAUCGCGAUAUUAAUUUUGAUUCGUGCGUUUUAUGUGCUUGUAAUUCAAAUGAACUAUCCAUACAUGGUAGCGAUUCAAUUGUAUAUUUAGAAAAACCACAUGAUAAUUCGAAAUUAACUCAUUCACAAAUGUAUCCACAUCAACAACAAUCACUCUAUCAACAUACGACACAACAUCCGCAACAGCAAACAACUACAUCAAUAAAUAAUUCAUGUUCAUGUGGCUUUUCAGCUGUUGUAAAUUUACGUUUAGGUCAUUCGUCAGGACUGUUUUAUGAAGAUGAAAUUGAAAUAACAGGAAUUAAAGCUGAUAUCAAAUAUCGUCAAACAACAGAUCAAUUAUCAGUAAAUGUAUUGGAACUAAUUGAACGCAAAGAAUGCCUAUCGUCGCCAUUCGAUUAUUUCAACAAUCAAUAUUCGCCAAAGCAAAAUACACAAGAUACCCUUGAAAUAUUAAAACAACCAUUUCAUCAACAUGAAAAUUGGGCAUGUCGCUUGGCGAUUGACCAAGCACGAAAUAAUGUAAAUUUCUUAAUAGCUGAUGAUAUUGAAAAACAUCAUUGGCUACAUCAAUGGUCCUAUUUAACAUCACCACUUGAUUCUGAUCAACAAUUAAUUGUUAUGCUACGUUCAUUACAGCCUUUACUCGUUGAAGCUUUAAAAAAACGAAACGUAAAUGGACUAUGGAGUACUAUUGAUGGUCCGUUGACCUGGAAAUCUUUUCAUCAAUUAUUAUAUGUACAAAAUCAGCAUGCACAUCUUGAAGAACAAAUAAGCGGACCUCAACCAAUUCCAUAUGUUCUGGCUGGCCUUGAUCGCGAAUGGAUUAUGUUAGCACCAUAUGGCUUAAAAUUUUGGGAUAAAUUAUGUCUUGAACCAUACUCAAAACGAAAGGAUAUCGGUUAUAUAUGUGUUGUUCCUGAUAAUGAUUUUAUAUGUUCAACGACCAAAACUUAUCUUCGCGAACUAUCUGCACAUUAUGAGCUGUGCCGAUUAGGUUUACAUAGGCCACUGUUAAAAGCAUUUUCCGAUCAAGGACUUUUACGUAUAUCACAACAGAAUAAUGAUACAUCCCAACUUCCAAAUGUAGAUCCAUGGUUUACGAAUCAUGAAACCACGCAUCCGCUUGGCAGUCGAUUGAAGUUAUAUGCUCAAACGCUUAAAGAUAAAAUUCUCAAUAUUCUCACUACAAAAACAUUGGAUAACACGUUAUUAGAUGACAGUGCAUAUCGUCGUGAUUCAUUUCGCACUCCAAACGACAUGUCUUCGUCGCCAUACGAUAAUCAUUCAACGAACAGUGACCCAGCAACGAACAGUUUUGCCUCUUCACCUUCCUAUUCCGCAGCAAGUAGUAUCUAUACAACAGGAUCAGUAGCAAGUGAUGCUCUUGGUUCAUCGUCGACUAAUCUCCUGUCAUCAACGAAUGGUACUAUGGUAAAUGGCCAACUAGUUGAACCGCUUGAUUUACAGGCAUUUGAAUCGCAUUAUCAUGGCCGUUCAUUAAACGAUGAACAAUUAUUUAUUGUCAUUUAUAUAGUUGAUACAUUUCGAUACGAAUUAAUGGGAUCGUCAAGUAAUGGUGAAAAUGAAGAUAUUCAAAUUGAUGAAGCCAUUGAUAUUUAUGUAAAAAAAGCAAUUUUUCGUGCUUAUAUAGAUCUAAUUAAAGAUUUACCGGAAAAAAUCAGUAAUCGAGUUAAUCUUCAAAUCAUACCAUUCGAGUCAAUUAUUAAUCAGCAAAUUGAAUCCGAUGCUGAACUUCGUUUAACACGAUUAAAACGAUUAUCAUUUCAUGUUUACGAUCAAUUGCGGCAAACCGUUUCACAAACAAUACGAGGCAAAUCUUUAACGGGCUUCGGUCCGGCAAUAACAGACGAAAAAAUGCCAGCAAAAAUUGUUAUGCAGCUCUAUACACCAGCAUACAUUCUCUCGCCGAAAUCAGAUUUUCGUUUCAAAUCACUUAUUGAUAUAACUGAACAGACUAAUAAUAACGGAAGUAUUUUAUUUUGUUCCUAUUGUUUAUCGGAUGAUCAACGAUAUCUAUUAACAUCGUGUACCGAUGAUCGAGGAGAAUUAUUAGAAACAUGUUCAAUUAAUAUUGAAGUACCAGAUAGACACAAACGAAAAGUACAAUAUGCUCGACGAGUCGCUUUACGAAAAUUAUGGGAUUUUAUCAUGCGGAUUAUUACCAGUACAACAAUGCCAUGGAGAAUUGUCAUCGGCCGAUUAGGAAGACUGGGUCAUGGAGAAUUAAAAAGUUGGGGAAUCAUAUUAUCGAAAAAGAAUCUUGUUCGCUGUGCUACCUUAAUACGUGAAUCUUGCUCAAUGUGCCAUAUUCUACGUAGUCAUGAUCAUCCUGUUAUUCUAUCGGCAUGUUUAGUCUCAUUGGAAACACAUCCACUGUUAGCUAUUCUACCAGAAUCACUUGAAUUAGGUGAAAUGCGUGGAACGCAACCAUCGAAUAAUAAUUCAUCAAUGAUGCAGAAUGGUGGACAAGUUCUAAGUGAUGUUUCAGUGACACAUAUUCUUACAUUACCAACAUCAGCAUCUGUGCAGCAUGUUCAAUCCAUCCCUCGACUAAGCGAUCCUCGUCAAAUAUCAAUGGAUAAUGACGAUGAUUUAUUCAGUUCAAUAUUUGGACCUCUUGACGGUGACGAUUUCGGCAAUAUACAAUCCCCGCCACCAGAUUUAGAAUUUCCGCCUACCGGUGUUUUUGAUGUGAAUCACAAUGGAAAUCCAAAUGGACCCAUGAGUCGUUUAAAUAGUCUAUCCAUCUCACAGCAUAAUUACAAUGGAAAUGAUCAAUAUGGAAAUUCUCUAAAUAGUUCAAAUAUGAAAUCGAAUUCGCUCCUUCAUUUAGAUUCCGACGUUGAUAUGAACGACAUACCGACCUUACAUCAGCAACCACUUGCACUUGGUUUUUAUGUUUCUACAAUCAGUACAUUAAAUCCUUUGCCAAUAUGGAUGUUACAAGGUAGAUGCAAUCAACGACUAAAUAAUACAUCAAGCGUAUUCAAAGCCACAUUACAUGUUAGUGUACCUAAUGCUCAACAUUCAGAUGACAUGUUAUUUGCUCAAAAUCAUGAUCAAAAAUCGAUUCAUCCACUUGAUUCAAAUUAUACUUAUGUUGUACUUCGACAUGUUCUUGAAUCUUACAAUCGUUUAUCGUGGUUACUAAUCGAUGCUAAAACUAAUGAACGUGCCAGUUGUUUACCAAUUCAUAUGGAAACGUUAUUAAAAUUAUACCAUGCGUUUAUUAAAUUUGUAUGA
Molecule: messenger RNA, 5841 nt
Organism: Rotaria socialis
Lineage: Eukaryota; Metazoa; Rotifera; Eurotatoria; Philodinida; Philodinidae
Source: the annotation of a GenBank genome assembly